AUGAUGUGUACCAAGAAAAUGCAUACAGAAGAUUGGAAAUUCAUCGAGGAUAGUAAGAUAUGGGAAUGGGAGAUGUCUGCAAACUCAUCAUCAUCCUCUGAAAUUGGUGGCAAAAUUCUUCCAGGUCUCAUGCUGAGCUAUAAUGACUUGUUGCAUUAUUUGAAGAGUUUUGUUUAUUGUUGCAUUUAUCCAAAGGAUUAUGAGAUUGAAAGGGAGAUAUUGAUCAGGCAGUGGGUGGCGCAUGGAUUGAUUGAGGAAAAGGAAGGUACAUAUGUGGAAGUGACAGCAAACCAAUACAUUAAAGAUCUGAUGAACCGAUGCUUGAUUGAAGAAACCAAUGAUAGAUUUUAUUGGGGCACUUGUCUGAAGUUGCAUGACAUUUUGCAUGACCUUGCCUUAUAUAUAAGUGGCAAGGAAUAUAGCCAUGUAUCUGCUACUGAGCACACCCGCAAUCUGUCCUUGCUUGCUGUAGAUGGUGCAGAAGUGCAAAAACAGACAAAGGAAUCGGAAUUUGUAGCGGAAGGUCUGGGGAAGCUUACUAAUUUACGAACCUUGCAUAGGUUUAUGGUAUGUGAUGACAAAGGGAAGACAAGACGUUGGAAUAUGAAGGAACUAAAAGACUUGAAUAAACUAACGGGGGAAUUGUCAAUUGAACGUUUUGGUGGGGGAAGGGUGAAAGUAGUUGAUGCAAAGAAAGCAGAGCUUAAGGAGAAGCAUGAGCUAAUUUGGGUGAAAUUUGACUUCGAGGCGCGAGAGGAUGAUAAAGUUGGUAAUGCUUCUGAAGAGAGGGGUUUGCUGGAGGCUUUGGAACCUCCACAUGGCAUAGGGAGGUUGGGAAUUUGUGGUUAUAAAGGAGAUAGGCCUACGUGGAAUUUGGACACCAAUUACGGGGAGCUACAGAUGCUAUGCCUAGAUGUUUGCAUCGCAAAAUUUUUGUUCUCGAAGUGUGAUGGGCUCAACACGAUUGGUGACAUGCCAGCUUUAAAGAGGUUGUGGUUGUAUGACCUGAACAUUUUGAAGCAGCUCCCUACUCGCCUUCCUUCACUUGAGGGACUGAGCGUGAAUAAUUUGCCCAACUGCAGUACUAGUGCCAUUGGCAUUGCCAUCACAGGUAUCGACAUUUACACGAAUGUUGAUGAGGAGGUCAAAUGGGGAAGAGUGCCUGAGUGGGUGUGGGGUUUCUCGCAACUGGAGGAAUUGUACGUAACCUCUUUCUCUGAGGACAUCAGCUUGGGAGGCCACUGGCAGUGCCUCCCGAAGCUCAGAACGCUGUUGCUUGAAGACUUCCCCAAUCUGAAAUCUCUGGUGGACGCAUCACCAUCCUGUAAAUUUAAGUCUGCCCACAUAAAGGGGAAGACAUACGUUCAUGGAAUGGAACUUGCGAUGAAGAAAAGGACCACUAGCAAUGGAACUGCAUUCCUUACAAAAGCUUAA
This is a messenger RNA of Nymphaea colorata (pocket water lily), 1434 nucleotides long. RefSeq lists its product as uncharacterized. NCBI's taxonomy places the organism in Eukaryota, Viridiplantae, Streptophyta, Magnoliopsida, Nymphaeales, Nymphaeaceae. The transcript is spliced from 5 exons. The record is from RefSeq and is a predicted model, not a curated record. Gene Ontology annotation, biological process: defense response to other organism. The coding region runs from base 1 to 1434 and encodes 477 amino acids.